AUGACUGAAGAGCAAGGCAAAUAACGAUUUGCGUAUACGGCACCAAAAUAAAUUUUGGAAGAAGCUGCAUAAAUUGGCGAAGAUAAUUAAACAAGAAAGUAAAAUUUAGACAAAGUUGAAGAAAAGUUCAAGUACAAGCAAAAGAACCGCUAGUUGAGUCCAGAAAGGAAAGAUGUUUUCAAUGAUUAAGGAGGUGAGAAUGGGAGAACAUAUGCAGAAAUCAUGAUCUAAUAGGAUUUAGAGAAUUCGAGAUCUGAAAUUGAAAAUAAAAUAAAAAAGACCGAGACAUUAAAUAAGGAGGAAAAAAAAUUAGUAAAAUAAUAAGUGAAGGUGGAAUAAAAUGUUGCUUAAUAAAUAAAAUAGGAAAGAUCAGAAUGGGAAUAAGAAAGCAAAGAUGUUUCUAAAAAGCCUUAAAAAUGGGAAACCCCAUCAAGAGGUAUUUUUAAAAAGUUCAUAAAUAUUUAGAUGGUCCUUAAUCAUCAGCAAGAGCAUCGAGAUGGGAUAAUACAAAUAAAUUAUAAGCAACUCCAGGUAGGGCAGGAACAGUAUUUGGAGAGACUCCAACUCCAGGACAUAUGGAAAUAGGAGACACACCAUAUAAAUAUGGAGAAACACCAACUCCAAAUCGUUCUUAUAUAAAAGCUAGAUGGGGAGAGAGAACACCAUUAGGUGGAUAAUCUGGAUUUGGAGGAGGAAUGACACCACAUACACCAGGAACUGUUACGAGAACACCUAUGACACCAGGAUAAUUAGGAAAUAUGACACCUGAUAGAGUAUACUAAUUUAGAUUAGAAAAAGAAAUGGAAGAAAGAAAUAAAUAUAUGACAGAUGAAGAAUUGAAUAGUAUAUUACCAGGUCCUAAAGAUGGUUAUGAAGUAAUCAUACUUUUAUAAAAUAGAUAUUAAAAGCNGCAUUUUAAAUUAAUAUCCCAAAUUUCUAAUAUCUCUGUCAAAUAGCAAUAACAAUUUAAAUAAUUUAAUUAUAAAAUAUUUUGGAAAUCUCUUAAACUUGA
This is a messenger RNA of Paramecium sonneborni, 1012 nucleotides long. NCBI's taxonomy places the organism in Eukaryota, Ciliophora, Oligohymenophorea, Peniculida, Parameciidae. The record is from the annotation of a GenBank genome assembly.